AUGCUCAAUGCCUACGCGAUCCUUUCUGGCAUAGGAGCCUCCAUCUGCGAAUUUCGACGUUUGGAUCUUCUGUCAUCGGGCCUAAACAGGAAGCUGGGCGCCGACCUCGUCCAGUGGUAUGCUUCUGCCGGAAUUUUCUCUCAAGCAAGCGAAGAAUCCGGGACCCCAUCUGAACUUCCUACCUCCUUAAGGAUACUGUGGCACUACACAUUCAUAUCUUUGACAGUCGAUCUAAACACUCUCGAAGUGGCCGUUGGGAGAGAAGGCCGCAACAGCAUCGUCCCGGAUGUCUGCGAAUACGUUCGGUCAUGGAUCUCGACCUUGAGCUCGAAACGGUCUCUUUUUCACGCCCUGUAUCUCCAGAACCUGGUCGUCUCGACGAAUCUGGGAUCCUCUACCGCCAUCCAUACGGCAAGGAUACUGUUUUCCGCCGCUCUUUGCUGGUAUUGCUACAUCCUCUACCUUCCCUCCACGAUAAUCGCAACUGAAAUGCCGGUUAAUUCAACCCCCGACGAGAUCAUGGAAUAUUUGACACAGCUUCCUGAAUUGCGUCUGUUACGCACUGAAAGCGGCUCCUACAGCCCGGCUUCCAAUCUGUGGCACAAAACUAUGUCAAGCUUCCAAAAGAUCCUGGUGGCAUCGCCUGCCGAAGUGAAGGAAAACACUCUAUGUAUCAUCGAAUCGGCUCUUCGGGGUCUAGGAACAAGCGGUAUAUCGAGACGCUUUGCAGAUAUCAUUUACAUCUUCAUCUCGGGGGAAAUAAAUAGCUAA
This is a messenger RNA of Cladophialophora psammophila CBS 110553, 771 nucleotides long. RefSeq lists its product as uncharacterized. Bases 1 to 771 code for a protein of 256 amino acids. Lineage: Eukaryota; Fungi; Ascomycota; Eurotiomycetes; Chaetothyriales; Herpotrichiellaceae. The record is from RefSeq and is a predicted model, not a curated record. The transcript has a single exon.